This is a messenger RNA of Jatropha curcas, 1368 nucleotides long. The record is from RefSeq and is a predicted model, not a curated record. Lineage: Eukaryota; Viridiplantae; Streptophyta; Magnoliopsida; Malpighiales; Euphorbiaceae.
GUCAUCAACCUCAAACCCCUCUUUCUAGCACACAUUUUUGCCCGCAACAAUGUCAAAAGAAAAGAAGAAGAGCAACAAACAACUCACCUCACCCAACCACAACCCAAAUCUAUGGCCAGAUCUACCCCAACAACUUCUCUAUCAACUAGCAAGAAAACCCUCAUUAAUGCUAGAAAUUUAUUCCAAGGGAGCAACAAAGUCAUGGAGAACAGAACCAAACAAGUGCAGUAAAUCAUCAAAUGCAACCCUACCAUGGCUUGAAGUCUCUACUGAUAAUGAAAAUAGCCAAAACCAACCUCACACCUUCAAUAUAUCGUUUAGAAGUGGAUCCUAUUCGUAUCGGAGUCCACAGUAUAGCCCCGUAAUAGAAGGCUACCAUUUUCUUGGAUGUUCUUAUGGUUUAUUAAUCUCUAAAGGAGAUUCAGAUUAUAAAUUAUGGGAUCCAAUUGAUAAUGGAUGGUGGCAUCUUCCUUUAUGGGAUAAUAGAAUUCCAUUUCUAUGCACUGCUUUAUCUUCUAUGCCGAUGAUAGAUAAUAAAAAGAAUAAAAGUACUUUGAUUGUAUUAACAGGUAUUUCUAAUCCAGCUUUUGCUUAUUGUAGAAUAUGGGAAGGUGGAGAUUGGAUUAAAAAAGAUAGCAAUAUUGUGGAUCCGAAUGAUCAUAAAGGUCAUCUUUUAAAAUUUAGCAAUGGGAUUUGGUUUAAAGAAAAAUUUUAUGCUUUGAGUUUGCAGGGAACUCUUGCAGUUAUUGAAGAAAUUGAUUGUGAUCUUAGAAUUACUGCUGUUGGGAAGAAAAGAGCUGCUCCCUCUGUUUCGUGUAUGCAUUUUAAAGAAUGCUUGGUUGAAUCAGAAGGGAAGCUUUUGCUUAUUUUUCUUAUUUCUAAAAAUUCUAUCAAAACUGUGGAUUUUGUGGAGGUUUACGAGCUUAAUACUGAUAAAUUGGCUUGGAUCAAGAAGGAUAACAUUGAGAAUAAGACGUUGUUCGUAGGUGCUAAUUGUUGUAUGUUUACCUUUGGAAAUAAAGUAGGAUUCAAGGGAAAUUGUAUUUAUUUUAGUAAUAGUUAUGGUGAUGGUUGGUGGGUAUAUGAGAUGGAAACAGGUUCUGUCUCUCGUUGUAGCAUCUCCAAUCCAGAUAAGUCCCAAAAUUUAGUUGAAUAAUUGAACAAUUUCUAUGCUAAAAAUAUCCUCCGCUUAUCUAAUUUGUGCUGUAUUUCCAGACCAUAUUUUUGCCACCAACUAUAUGUUUGUUAAAAUGCUUCAAAGAAGUAUAUGUGUUGUUGUUUAUUAAAAACUUGAAAGUAGUGUAAUAUUCCUCUUAUGUGUUUGACAAAAACUGUUUGAUAUAUUGAAUUUCUUGGUUGUUUUCCAGA